Abrus precatorius (Indian licorice) is the source of this 1607-nucleotide messenger RNA. Its product is annotated as very-long-chain 3-oxoacyl-CoA reductase 1-like. Gene Ontology annotation, cellular component: endoplasmic reticulum. Gene Ontology annotation, molecular function: ketoreductase activity. The record is from RefSeq and is a predicted model, not a curated record. Bases 340 to 1302 code for a protein of 320 amino acids. Lineage: Eukaryota; Viridiplantae; Streptophyta; Magnoliopsida; Fabales; Fabaceae. The transcript is spliced from 3 exons.
CAAAGCAAAACUGUCCCACAACCCACAGCUUAUACACUGAAAACGGCCCAAACCCAAAUAAACCAUUUGAAUCCAACUCUGUUGACUCCGCCCAUUUUAUUGUCUGCAAAUUGCUGAAUUGAUAUUCAUUUAAUGCCGUGAUGACCCAACCUUCUACUUAAUACUGGUGGUUUUCCGCUCAUCUACCUCACCCAUAUCACAUUUCCCUUUCUCUCUUUUUCUCUGUUUGUAUUCAGUACACUUAUUAUCAUAAAUUCAAUGCUCUUCUUUUAGUCUUCACAUAUUAGGAGUUCAGCAUAACAUAAUAUCAUUACCCACCAAUUUUUUUUUCACUUGAAUAUGGAAUGCUGUAUAAUUGACAGGCUCAAGACUCAACCUUUAUGGUUCUCUGUGCUUUUUGUUCUGGGAUUGCUCACCAUUCUGAGAUUGGGUUUGGUUUUUCUGAGAUGGGUCUAUGUCAAUUUUCUCAGGUCUCCCAAAAACCUUAAAAAGUAUGGAUCUUGGGCACUGGUUACUGGACCCACUGAUGGCAUUGGAAAAAGCUUUGCCUUUGAGCUCGCUCGCAAGGGGUUAAACCUCGCACUCGUUGGUCGGAACCCCGACAAGCUCAAAGACGUGUCCGAUGCCAUUGUCGCCAAGUUCGGAAAAACCCAGGUUAAAAACGUUGUCGUUGAUUUCUCUGGGGAUCUGGACUUGGGUGUGGCGAAGAUUGGCGAAGCAAUCGAGGGGUUGGACAUUGGGGUGUUGGUUAACAAUGUUGGAAUCUCGUACCCUUAUGCGAGGUUCUUCCAUGAAGUUGAUGAGGAGCUUCUCAAGAAUCUGAUUAAGGUCAACAUCGUGGGAACUACAAAGGUGACACAAGCUGUUCUGCCUGGAAUGCUAAAGAGAAAGAAGGGAGCAAUUGUUAACAUUGGCUCUGGAGCUGCUAUUGUGAUUCCUUCUGAUCCCCUUUAUGCUGUUUAUGCCGCCACCAAAGCGUACAUCGAUCAAUUUUCCAGAUGUCUCUAUGUUGAAUACAAGAAGAGUGGGAUUGAUGUUCAGUGUCAGGUUCCAUUAUAUGUGGCAACAAAGAUGGCAUCAAUCAGGAAGUCUUCAUUCUUUGUUCCAUCAACAGAUGGCUAUGCCAAAGCAGGUAUGCGAUGGAUCGGCUAUGAACCUCGUUGCACACCAUACUGGCCACACACUAUUCUUUGGGCCCUGGCAUCCUUAUUGCCAGAGUGUGUUGUUGAUGCUUGGCGCCUGUGGUUUUGCUUGGGCAUUCGAAAGAGAGGACAGCGCAAAGAGGCCAUGAAGAAGGAGUAAGAGGAUGCUUGGUUGGUUCUGCUGUGUAGGCAUAGAUGUUACUGAUAUGAUAUAUAUGCAAGAUUACUAGCUGGUUAUAGAUGCUAAGUAACUUCUGUGUUCCUGAUUUUCAUCAUGUUGUUUUGCUAGUCUUUAUUUAUUGAGUAUCAUUUGUGUGGCCUAUUCUUUUUACUCUUCCAUCUUUUGGUGUUUCUGUUCACUGUUCUAGGAAGUUGAACAGAUAUAUGAGCAUUGCUUAACCCAGUUUUCUCUGUUGUUAUUCCUUCCUUUUCUCGUAUCCUAAGCUUUUAUGAACCCUCUUUGGU